AAUUAGUAAAAUAAACAGCUUAGCAGCCUAAUACCUCAGAAAACAAAGGCCAAACGCUAUGAUUAUCAGCACAAAGUCACAGGACACACUCAGAAAAGACAAGGCGCUAUAUAGCGGGAAGGACAGCUGAUGCAUGCCAACCUCACGGAGCUCGCGAGAUCUCGCGAUGUAGCAGCCAUUGGAAGGCAUUGGAAAAGAUCUCGCGAGCUUAGUAGCUGGUCACUGUUCCCGCCCACCGGUUUUGUGGCGCGAGACGGGCUCCACCUCAGCGCUUCUCUGUGAACGCUCGCGGACCGGCAGCAGGCGCUAAACGUCGGGGUCGCUCAGACGUUUUUGAAAUCGCUGCCGAUAUAUACCCAUUUUUUGGUACUUUCGGUGAAGAACCAAAUAGUUCCCAACAGGUUAAAAUUCGCUGACGUUGGAGACGGCCACGGUGGGGGAGGAUCUUGACUCUGCCACUCACAUCUUGCUUCUCCAUGGACCAAUCAAAGACUAUGGAACCCACCUCCAGUCCCCGCCCACAUGCUAGAGGUCCCGCCUCUUCUAACAAGAAUCAGCCAGGAUCGAAGGCGCAGCAGAUCAAGGAUGUCUUUGACAGUGUCGAGGAAUGGAGCGAGCCCUCCGACUCUGGCAGCGACUUUGAGCCCCCGGCAAAACGCAGGUCGAGGAAGAGAACGGCGCACUCUGAGCCUGCGAGGUCGCCCGUCGCGAGACAGGCGGACAGGGAGACGGUGCACAAAAGAGCCCAGCGCAACACAGCUCAGGCUCACAGGACACCCCCUCGUGCUAGUGAAACCAGGUCACAGCAGGUCACUGCUGCACACCUGUAUGAGGCCGUCAGGGGGGGCAGGACCGCCAUGAGGAGUCUGAUUGAUGACUUCCUGGAGGGUUACAAGCAGGACAAGGAGGCGGAGCUCCUGGAACUCAUUAACUUCAUUGUGAUGUGCAGCGGAUGCAAAGGAGUGGUGAACAGGAAGAUGUUCGCCAACAUGCAGAACGCCCAGAUCAUCAGUAGACUGACCCGCGAGUUUGAUGAGGACUCGGGCAGCUACCCCCUGUGCUCCCCGGGGGUGCAGUGGAAGAAGUUCCGUGUAAACCUGUGCGAGUUCUUCAGCAUGCUGGUGCAUCGCUGCCAGAACAGCCUGCUGUAUGACGAGACCUUGUUCAGCUCUCUGAUCGCACUGCUCACAGGCAUGUCCGACUCCCAGGUGCGCGCCUUCCGGCACACCAGCACACUGAUAGUGCUGAAGCUGAUGACUGCCCUGGUGGAGGUGUCUCUUGGUGUGGGGUAUCAGAGGGAGACGUGCCAGCGGCUGUAUGAGGCCGAACUGGGAAAGGAGCUACAGCGUCAGGCCCCUGCCAAACUGGAGGAACUGCGUGAUAAACUCGCCGAGCUACAGGAACAGCAGGAAGAGAUGAACAGCAUGAUAAAUUCCAUCUUCAAAGGCGUCUUUGUGCAUCGAUACCGGGACAUACUUCCUGAGAUUAGAGCCCUGUGUAUGGAGGAGAUUGGGCUGUGGAUGAAAAUUCACAGCGAGAGCUUCCUGAACGAUGGAUACCUGAAAUACCUCGGCUGGACUCUGCACGACAAGCAAGGUGCUGUGAGGCUGAAGUGCCUGAAGGCGCUGCAGGGUCUGUACAGCGAGAAGGACUUCAUUGGCAGGCUGGAACUCUUCACUAACAGGUUCAAGGAGCGGAUAUUGUCCAUGGUGCUGGACAAGGAGGUAGAAGCUGCAGUGGAGGCUGUGCAUCUGCUAGUUCUCAUCCAACAAAACACCGAGGAUGUGCUGACACAAGAGGACUGUGAUAAUGUUUACCUCCUGGUCUUCAGCUCUCACAGAGGCCUGGCCUCAGCUGCUGGGACCUUCCUCUACAACAGGCUGUGCAGCAAGGUGGAGGGAGACAGCGAGAGGAUGGAGGUGGACAAUCGCAGAAUGGCCAUCAUCAAACUGCUGCUCUCCUUCUACAUCCAGACUGAGCUCCAUGAGCACGGCGCCUACCUGGUGGACAGCCUGUGGGACAGUGCUAGCGCAGAGCUGAAGGACUGGCAGACCAUGACUGAACUGCUGCUGGGGAGGCCGGGAGAAGAGGAGGGUCUGGGAGAUGAGGAGGAAAGUGCCCUGAUUGAACUGAUGGUGUGUGCAGUUAAACAGGCAGCAGAGGGCCAGCCUCCCAUUGGCAGAGUAUCUGGCAAGAGGGUCCAGACUGCAAAGGAAAAGAAAACACGGGCCCAGGACCGGAUACGGCUGACAGGCCAUUUCAUCAUAGUGCUUCCACAGCUCCUGGCCAAGUACUCCGCAGACGUGGAGAAGGUGACCUGCCUGCUGCAGACUCCUCUGCACUUUAACAUGGACAUCUACUGCACUGGCCGGCUGGAGAAGUACCUGGAGCUGCUCCUGGAUCAGGUCAGCAUGAUCGCGGAGAAACACACGAAUGACGGUGUGCUGGAUGCGUGUGCUCGCGUGUUCUCCGAGCUGUGCAGCGACUGCUACACCUUCGCAGGGCGCAGCAACGUGGCACUCAGCCAGCUGGUGGAGGGGCUAGUGGACCGCUUCACCACGACUGUGGAAGACCUGCUGCAGGGCACACUAGAUGAAGAUGAGCAAUAUGGUGCAGUCGCCAAUCUGAAGAGGAUCGCUGCUCUCUACAACGCCAAGGACCUGACACGCUGGGAGCUGUUCGACCCCUGUUACCAGAUUCUGAAUCACGGCGUGCAGAGCGGACACACUGUGAUGGAGGUCAUGGUGCCUGCGCUGAAGAGCGCCUUUCUCCACGUGAUGUGGGAGCUGGUCAGGGUUGUGAACUCCCAGCCCAGUAAGGCACAGCUCAGCCAGUUAAAGCAGCACACGAAGGGUCUGAUUGCCGUGUUUCAGAGCUGCCUGUCGAUGAUCAAGAAAGAAAUCAGAGACCAGGCAUUUCUCCUGCUGUGCGACUUCCUCAUAAUCCUCAGUCCUAAAUUGGCCAAAGGCCGGGAUGACCUGCAGACAGUGGUCUUCCUGCCCCCAGACGCUCUCCGCCUGGAGAUGGCCAGCUUCGUCAUGGACUACGUGUUUGUGGAGGAGGAAGUGGAUGAUAAAGAGGAGGACUUGGAGAAGAUGGAGGAUCUUCACAGGCGCAGGAACCAGCUGGCAGGAUACUGCAAAUUGAUCGUCUACAACGUGCUGGACCUGAGUGCAGCCACCGAUGUCUUCAAGCACUUCGUCAAGUUUUAUAAGGACUUUGGGGACAUCAUCAAAGAGACCCUAAGCAGAGCCAAACUGAUCAACCGUGUGCAAUGCGCCAAGACUGUUUGUCUGAGCCUUCAACAGUUGUUCACGGAGCUGGUGCAGGACCAUGGGGUUGCGUCAAUGAGUGUCAGCCCAGAGUUUGGCGCUAUGAGGGACCUGGCUCACCGUCUGGCCAUGACCUUUGGCAUUGAACUUCAUAGUGUCAGAGAGGCCCUGGUCGCCCUGCACAAGGAUGGCAUCCGGUUUGCCUUUAGGGACUUGGGUGUGGGCGACAGACCUCCCGAGAACCUGCACUUCCUGGAGAUUCUGUCCGAGUUCUCUUUCAAACUGAUCAAGCAGGACCGGGCUCUACUGGCUAACUUUCUGCAGCGCAUGACUUCCUCAACCUCCACAUCCUCCCGGUUCUGGCCUCCCAUGGUCAUGUACCAGCGCUCCCUGCAGACUGGGGAGAAGGAGGCUGGCGGCUGGGACAAGCGGUCCUCUGUCAGCAGAACCUCUCCACGCACACCUGCCAGCAGGCCCAGGAGGAAGAGAGCCACUGCGGCCUCUUCUCCCAGCGUCAAGGAGACCGCAUGGCUGGACCAAAGCAGCAGUUUCCACAGCAAACUUCAGACCCCACCCUUAACCUCCACUGUGCUGAAGAAGGCGCCCCAGGCACCAUCUGACAGGGAGAGCGAGGUCUACAGGACCCUGCCUGACAGGGACAGAGCCAGUUCGGAGAGGGGUUCAGAGGCAGACUUCACCAACAGCCCGCCUGUGCGCAGUGUGUCCCGGAAACAGGCUGCUUUCCCCACUCCAACCAAAACCAGAGCUCUGCCCAACCCCACGCCCACACCUACCUCCGGCCGCAGCAGAGACCUGGACUCCCAGCUGCACCUACUCAGUCUGAUUGAAGAGGAUGAGGAUGACAACCAAGAGGAGUUGGAGAUUGAUGAUGAUGAGGGGUCAGGGGGCACGUCUCCUCUACACCUGCCCUCCACCCGAUACCAGCACUCAGGCGGUUUCCUGGAGGACCUGUUUGACUGAGAGCUCCUGGGCGCGAGGCUCCCUGAAGGAGAGGUGUGGCUGAACUGAUGGAGCAUCCCUGCCCCAGCAACACCAGCUACACUGAAGAACACCCAGUGCAUAGGCCAGGCUGCUCCAGCCAGGCGUGUAAUUAGUUCACGGGAAGUCUGAAAAGGUUCUGCAAGAGGAAGAUCCCGCGCUCAACGUCAAGAGGCAUCAGGUUCCAGCACAUCUGCUUAAGGGCUUCAGAAAGAGUGAAGCACUUAGUUGCGCUUCAAAACAACCGAGACCAGUCUGAUCAGUGUAGAUUCACUGACAACAGACCAGCUCCAGUGUGCAACUUCCGUAAUCACACAGGCCUCCCUUUUCAAGACAAACAGCGGCUAGGGUCUGAAUCGGCACCCAGUCCUCGGCCCGGGACUCGAGAGAAGGCCCUUUGUGGUUCUGACGUGGGGGAGAGCACCCUGCUGUGUCAGAGUUGUUGUUCACUGUCGUUGGAUUUGUGUUUGUUCCUGUUGGGAUUGGAAAUCCCUCCCACUGCAGUGUUCUUGGUGAUUCGGGGGUGUGCUGUUCACAGUGGGGUGUAAAAAAAGCAGAGCAUGGUGUUUUAAAGGGAGGAUGUUAUUAUGCGUCACAGGGGCAAGAGUCACCAGUGGGUUUUGAAGGGAUUUUGUUGUUGGAAGUUAGAAAUCUCAGGUUCUUUGGUGUUCUUCACAAUAAACUUCAUUUCUGAGGUAAA
Lepisosteus oculatus (spotted gar) is the source of this 4971-nucleotide messenger RNA. The record is from RefSeq and is a predicted model, not a curated record. NCBI's taxonomy places the organism in Eukaryota, Metazoa, Chordata, Actinopteri, Semionotiformes, Lepisosteidae.